Molecule: messenger RNA, 1860 nt
Organism: Hipposideros armiger (great roundleaf bat)
Lineage: Eukaryota; Metazoa; Chordata; Mammalia; Chiroptera; Hipposideridae
Gene: DNAJC19
Product: DnaJ heat shock protein family (Hsp40) member C19
Exons: 6
Coding region: 192-542 (116 amino acids)
Biological process (GO): protein import into mitochondrial matrix
Cellular component (GO): PAM complex, Tim23 associated import motor
Molecular function (GO): ATPase activator activity
Source: RefSeq, a predicted model, not a curated record
GGUCCCCUUUUACGACAGUUUUCCGGCCUAGAGUGCGGCCGCCGCUGCCGUGUUUCUUGGGGCGCCGGCGUCUAGUCCCCGCCGGCGGUGUCCGCGGUGCUCUGUGGUAAAGGCGUGGAGUUGGUGGCCGCGGCCUUAUUGGCUGGGAUGACCCGCGCUCUCGGUGGAGGCAGAGGAGCCGAGCCGCAGCCAUGGCCAGUACAGUGGUAGCAGUUGGAUUGACCAUCGCUGCUGCAGGAUUUGCAGGCCGUUAUGUUUUGCAAGCCAUGAAGCAUGUAGAGCCUCAAGUAAAACAAGUGUUUCAAAGCCUACCCAAAUCCGCCUUCAGUGGUGGCUAUUACAGAGGUGGGUUUGAACCCAAAAUGACAAAACGAGAAGCAGCAUUAAUACUAGGUGUGAGCCCUACUGCCAAUAAAGGAAAAAUAAGAGAUGCUCAUCGACGAAUUAUGCUUUUAAAUCACCCAGACAAGGGAGGAUCUCCUUAUAUAGCAGCCAAAAUCAAUGAAGCUAAAGAUUUACUAGAAGGUCAAGCUAAAAAAUGAAGUAAAUGUAUGAUGAAUUUUAAGUUCUUAUUAGUUUAUGUAUGAGUACAAGCUUUUUAUAAUAAAAUGCCUCAAAGCGACAAAUUUUUAAAAUGAUUAAGCACAAACUAAAAGCUUUGGUACAAGUUUCUUGUUUAAAUUUAGAAUUUUAAAUCAGAUUAUAGAGUAUUUGGAGAUUAAUACCCCUUAAUUAUGAAUACUUACUAUUUGAAUAGAAAUACUGUUCAUUACUCAUUUAGCAAAUAAUUUAGUACCUACUUCAAAGCAAAGCAAACAAGACAGUCUGUGGGGUGGGAAACUGAUAAACUGGUCAUUACCAUGUGAUGAAUAUUACGAUUGAAUUAAUUAGCACAGGUUGUUAUAGUAUGGACUCAUCUCAUUGGGAGGAAAGACUGUCAAGGUACAGAGAACUGGCCCAGCUGCUUGGAACAAUGAACUUAAAAGUGAAUUUGGCCACAACUUUGCCACAAGAAAUUGAUCUAGGAUAUAUCACUGAAAAAAUUCAGUUUUCAUACAUUUAAAAACUGAUAAAAAAGAUCUGAAAGUACAGGUCUUGGUUUUAGUCAAGCUAGCCCCUUAAACUGACCAUUUAUAAAUUACUUUUUACAUAAUCAUAAGUUUUGCAUUUGUUAUGACCUAGCUUAAACACAAUAUUAACUGAAAUGCCCUCAGUUAUCAAAAAAUUUAGCUUGAACUAUGAGAAUUUAUACAUUGAUAUAUUUUAGUGACACUUAGGGGGACAAUGGCUAUUGGUCUACCAUAAAAUAUGUAAGGAUCUUAAACCAAAGGACUUGUAUAAAACACCCACGGUAAAUAGUCUGUGAUCUCCUGCAGGAGUACUUACUGUUUUAGCUUUAAGAUGAUUAUUUAUACUACCUACCAUCUAAACUUUAUUAAAUCAUCCUAAAAUUCUUAAUGAUUAAUGGAGAACACAAAAGACCUUCCAGGUCAAAAUAAUGGUGGUAAUCAUAGUAUUAAAGUGUGUUUAGGGGCAUUUCAAUGUUGGGGUAUAUUUGCUUUUGAUUUUCCAUCCUGUUUCCUUGUUUAAAAUCUGGUCAAGCCCAUUUGUUAAGUUUUAGAAUAUGAUGAGGCUUAAGGUAGCCAUGACUUUUGUGUAGGAUCAAUCUUUAGUUAUUUCCAGGUGAAACGGUGUAGGAGGGUACAGUUGAUUUUUGUUAUUCGAAGUAGUGGUUUAUAAAGUCACUGAGAACAGUCAAUUAGCAAAGACUGAACCAUUGUUCCUAAGGGAAAUACAGCUUUCCAUGAGGUCUCUGGUCGCAACACUUUUGUUAGCCAAUCAGUAUAUAAUCUUGUUUUA